AUAAUAUAGGUUAAAGUGCGGUGCCCUCCCAAUUUACAAUUUAUUUUUUGUCCCAGAUAUAUAUCGUAUUUUGUAGCAGUGAGUACGUCUAGACACGUAUUUUUAUGAGAAAAUGUGGUCCAAAGUGAUACUUCUGUGUAUUAUUGGAUGUACUAGUUCGCUGACGACGUCUUUCGACCUAGGUGGAGUCAUGUCAGGCAACCGUAUGGCAGGAGUUCCCCUGGGCAGAUCGCUGGGAGCCGGAGAGCUGGACGUGGAAGGCGUCUGUACGAGACAAGGAAUCACUUGCCAGAACUGUGAUAGAAUUGUUACAUGCGUACCAUUGCCGAUUGGUUUCUUGAAGGUACCCCUUCAAGAGUGCGCGGAAGGCCAAACCUGUAACGCCCACGAAGGCAGGUGCUCGCAGACACCAGUACCUGAAUGUGAUAUCGUCACUCAGAAAUAUGAACAUACCUGUGAACAGGUGGGAAUAUUCCCCGAUGCAUACGACUGCCGUAAGUUCCACCUCUGCUCGCCUCCCGAAGGCUUCCCUGAUGGUAGACCUGCGGACCACAGAGUAGCGUUGUGUCCCAGACAUUAUGGAUAUAAUGCUCGUACUGCACAGUGUUCGGAGAAAUUAAGCAACGGACAGUGCACUCAAAGACCAGUGCCUGACUGCCCACAAGAAGGCUUCACAGACAUUCUACCAGCCAGUACAAACCAUUACUACGUGUGCUUACGAAAAGGUGACCACAUAUACCCUCAGAUCUUCAUUUGUCCUCACGGUUGGGAAUUUUGGGAUGGAUUCUGUCGCCCUGAACCAAAACCUACUGAAUCUGGACCAGUUAACGAAGUUGUUACUGAAGUAACUAGCACUACAGAAAACCAAGAAGAUAAAACAGAUAACUGUAAGGGAGAAAGAACUACGACUAAAAUUGAAAGUUUCUUUUCAACUGACAAACCUGUUACAAAUCCCACUGAUACGUUUUUGGCUGAUAAAUUCGAUCUGACCCACUACGAGUCGACAGAUGACGUUGCACCACCUGCUGAAUACUAUAGUUCAUUUGAACAUAAUGAUUUUUGGUAAAUGUAUUUAUUGUCUGCUUUAUAAACUUACACGAUUUGAAUUUUUUUUAUUGAGAUCUGGAACUGUGAUAUCAAAAUACAAUUCAGGAUUCCGAAUAACUUGUAACAUUCGUCAGAUCUGUGCGCACCCUAAAGAGCCAGCAAUGUCGGCUUGUUCGAAAAAAAAUGGAAAAA
This is a messenger RNA of Hyposmocoma kahamanoa, 1239 nucleotides long. RefSeq lists its product as uncharacterized. The coding region runs from base 113 to 1066 and encodes 317 amino acids. Gene Ontology annotation, cellular component: extracellular region. The record is from RefSeq and is a predicted model, not a curated record. Gene Ontology annotation, molecular function: chitin binding. The transcript is spliced from 5 exons. NCBI's taxonomy places the organism in Eukaryota, Metazoa, Arthropoda, Insecta, Lepidoptera, Cosmopterigidae.